Myotis lucifugus (little brown bat) is the source of this 769-nucleotide messenger RNA. It is a transcript of the gene RPL11, whose product is annotated as ribosomal protein L11. Gene Ontology annotation, molecular function: RNA binding; structural constituent of ribosome. The coding region runs from base 16 to 720 and encodes 234 amino acids. The transcript has 6 exons. NCBI's taxonomy places the organism in Eukaryota, Metazoa, Chordata, Mammalia, Chiroptera, Vespertilionidae. Gene Ontology annotation, cellular component: cytosolic large ribosomal subunit; ribosome. Gene Ontology annotation, biological process: translation. The record is from RefSeq and is a predicted model, not a curated record.
CGCAGCCCGAGGAGGAUGGAGCCGUCGCUGCUGGCCGUCCCGAAACUUCGGAGCCCCGCGGGCCGAGAGCGCGGAGCCGGCCCCCGGCGCCUCCCUCACGUCCUCCUCAGAGCGAGCUGGGGCAGCCGCCCGGAGGCCCCGAAGCACGGGCCGUGGGCUGCAGCGAGAGCGAGCGGCUCGAACGAAGGGCAGGAUCAAGGGGAAAAGGAGAACCCCAUGCGGGAGCUGCGCAUCCGCAAGCUCUGCCUCAACAUCUGCGUCGGGGAGAGCGGGGACCGACUGACGCGGGCAGCCAAGGUCCUGGAGCAGCUCACGGGCCAGACCCCGGUCUUCUCCAAAGCCAGAUACACCGUCAGGUCCUUUGGCAUCAGGAGAAAUGAAAAGAUUGCUGUCCACUGCACAGUCCGUGGGGCCAAGGCAGAAGAAAUCUUGGAGAAAGGUCUAAAGGUGCGAGAGUAUGAAUUACGAAAAAAUAACUUCUCAGAUACUGGAAACUUUGGUUUUGGGAUCCAGGAACACAUCGAUCUGGGGAUCAAAUAUGACCCAAGCAUUGGUAUCUACGGCCUGGACUUCUAUGUGGUGCUGGGUAGGCCAGGUUUCAGCAUCGCAGACAAGAAACGCAGGACAGGCUGCAUUGGGGCCAAACACAGAAUCAGCAAAGAGGAGGCCAUGCGCUGGUUCCAGCAGAAGUAUGAUGGCAUCAUCCUUCCUGGCAAAUAAAUUCCCGUUUCUAUCCAAAAGGCCAAUAAAAUGUUUUCAGUGAAAUGUA